Mangifera indica (mango) is the source of this 1221-nucleotide messenger RNA. Its product is annotated as TMV resistance protein N-like. The record is from RefSeq and is a predicted model, not a curated record. Gene Ontology annotation, biological process: signal transduction; defense response. Bases 384 to 1163 code for a protein of 259 amino acids. Lineage: Eukaryota; Viridiplantae; Streptophyta; Magnoliopsida; Sapindales; Anacardiaceae. The transcript is spliced from 3 exons.
GUGAUAGCUCAUCAUAUAUUCGAGUCUAUGGUCUGCGUUAUCUUAUCUUGAUCUCGCUACUGCAAGAAAAAAUACAGGUUCAUUAUUGUCUUUCAAGUAAUUAAAGUGAACUAGAGUCGACGGCGUUCCCCAGAGCCUUUCUCUUCAUCCUGCUCCACGUCAAGAAGACACCAGACUAGCUCAGUUACCAUUGGUAAUUAAUUUCUGAUUCACUGUCAGUAAAUCGGAACAAUCAGCAGAUCUUAUUACCAUGUAAGCAGAUUUUUUAUUUUCUCUGCAAGUUCAUGCAAUGAGUGAAAUUCACGACAAUGUGUGAAAAGGAAGACCGGAUUUUUUAGCUCCAUACGACAGAUCUGAUCAGAGCCUCUCGUCAGUUCAAGUUGAUGGCUUCUUCUUCCAACAUUCCAGAACUAAAGUAUGAUGUUUUCCUUAGUUUUAGAGGCGAGGACACCCGGAAUAAUUUUACAAGCCAUCUUGAAGCAGCUUUCCGUCGUGCAAGCAUUAAAACUUUCAUCGAUGACAAACUCGGCAGAGGAGAAGAAAUUUCACCAUCUCUAUUGGAGGCAAUUGAACAGUCAAAGAUUUCUGUUAUCAUUUUGUCAGAAAAUUAUGCCUCUUCCAGAUGGUGUUUAGAAGAACUUGCAAAGAUCCUUGACUGCAAAAAAAGGUUUGGACAGAUGGUAAUACCAAUUUUCUAUCACGUUGAUCCAUCACAUGUAAGGAAUCAAACUGGAGCUUUUGGGGAUGCGUUUGCCGACCUCCAAAAGCGUUUUGAGGAGAGCUUAGAUGUGCUACAGAGAUGGAAGACUGCUUUGAAGGAAGUAGCUAAUCUCUCUGGAUGGACUGCAGAUAGCAAAAAGUGUGAAUCUGAAAUUAUAGAAGAAACUAUUAUGGAUAUAUUAAAGAGACUAAACAAAAUAUCUCCAAGUGAUCAUAGUGACUUAAUUGGAGUAGAAUCUGUCAUUAAAGAAAUUGAGUCAUUGUUGAAAAUUGGGUCCAAUGAUGUUUGUAUUGUGGGGAUCUGGGGCCUUGGAGGAAUAGGCAAGACAUCUAUUAGUCGUGCAAUAUUCAACAAAUAUUUGAGCUAUUUUGAAGGUUCUUUCUUCGUUGAAAAUGUUAGAGAAGAAUCAGAUAAUCACAGGAGACUAACUGUCUUGCAUUAAGAACUUCUUUUCAAAAUAUUAGAGGAUAAAUAUGUCAAUAUAAGACUCACCCUCACAA